AUGAACAGAUUGAACAACCGACCGGCGACCGUACGUGUAGUGACAGGGAACACACACACGGGAGGAGAGACAGGACAAACGACUGGCGGGACACGGACACGGGCUGUACCUGGGAGGAUGACGGACACCACGGUCAGGGUACAGGGACACGGAGACACGACACUGAUGACAGGUCACACACGACACACGGCACAAGACACACGGACAGACACACGACACAGGCCGCCGACACUCGCGGACCGCACUGACGGGCACCCGCUCACACGCUCGCUCGCUCUGAGGUGUCGCGCGACACUGCGCCCGGCCGCCGGGGACCGGCCUGACCCCGCCCCCGCCGCCCCGCCCACACGAGCACGCCCCGGCCCCGCCCUCCGCAUUACUCGGCCGGGGAUAGCGACCACUUACUAUCAUGGACGAGCGUGUGAGAGGCGCGCGGCUCCUGGAGUAUGUGCUGGAGUGCCGUCUCCUCCCCUCCCCCGCGUGUCCCUGGUCAUGUCCCGGUGUCCUCCUCGCCAGCUGACCGCCUCCCCUUCUAUCUCCCGAGCUGCUCCCAGUAUGCCAGGUAUAUGUAUCUGUAGGUAUGUAUCUCGUGUCCCUGCCUCAACAUGUCUCAGUAUCUCCCCCAUGUUCAUCCCGGUCCCGCUCCCUGUCAGUGUAACUCCUCCCUGUCACUCGUGUGUUGUAGUCUGUUCCUCCUGGAUGUGUCUCUCUCCCCCGGUGUCCCCCGUGUACAUCCCGUGUGUGUCCAGUCGUCGUCCCUGGUGGUAUCUUCCCCUGCCUCUCAUCUUAUUCUUCCCACAGUAG
Danaus chrysippus (African queen) is the source of this 804-nucleotide messenger RNA. NCBI's taxonomy places the organism in Eukaryota, Metazoa, Arthropoda, Insecta, Lepidoptera, Nymphalidae. The record is from the annotation of a GenBank genome assembly.